AGAAUAAUCUACUCUCAACCUAGGUUAAUCUGAGAAGAUCUGAGGAUGGUAAUGUGCACUGAGCCUUGGCCAGACUCCCCACAUUUCCCGGUCUGAGCUGCAUCUGACUUCCCGACAUAGCCCCUGAACUGAUAACCCCCUACCCGAGUCUGACCGUUGUCUUUGGAGACCCAAACAGGUAUGCCACGCCAAAGUGACUGCUGUUCAAAAGUGUUUUUUUCCUGUUAGCUGACCCGCAGAGGCUGGGUAACUGUUAGGAUGAGAUUGGGUACUUAAACACGGUUUGGUUCCGGGUUGCCUUGGAGAGGCCUGAACCACAAACCACUAAUAUUUUAACUUUGCCAUACCUGGUAGACACAAUGCGUGAAAUAUUUGGUAUGUUGCAAAUUCCUAGAGUGUUAUCAGAUUAGGUCCCGUUUACUGACUGCAUGAUCCUAAGCAUUGUAGUUGUUCUUUCCACGCUACUUGCAGCCACCAUAUGUGGUUUUCUGGAUAGUCUUCUCGGGUUUAGUGGUUACUAGCUUCCUAGCUCAGAGGGAUUCCCGAGUUUGUGUGUCGAACACCCAGUUCACUCCAACCAUCCAAUGCUCCCCGACUAUGUUGGGCUCCGCAACCGCGCAGGACUCCCCGGCCACGCAGGGCUCCAUGCCCACGCAGGGAUCCGCGACCGCACAGGGCUCCGCGACCAUGCAUCACUCCCCGACCGCACAGGGUUCCCCAACUACACAAAGCGUAGUGAACACCCAAUGCGCCGCAGCAGAGGACCUAUCCAUGAAGUUAGGCAAAUGCCGGGCCUCCAUGGAAUCUCGUCGUCUAACGAUAGUCAAAGUAGCGCGAGUAACGCUAUCGUGCUCACUGACUAUUGACGAGGUGGUGGAGAGGUACCGCGCUGCUGGGGGGUCCUGA
This is a messenger RNA of Tuber aestivum (summer truffle), 906 nucleotides long. NCBI's taxonomy places the organism in Eukaryota, Fungi, Ascomycota, Pezizomycetes, Pezizales, Tuberaceae. The record is from the annotation of a GenBank genome assembly.